Messenger RNA from Dentiscutata erythropus, 184 nucleotides. Lineage: Eukaryota; Fungi; Glomeromycota; Glomeromycetes; Diversisporales; Gigasporaceae. The record is from the annotation of a GenBank genome assembly.
UUCUAACCUUAAUACUAGCAAUAAUACUGCUCAAUCGCAAUCUACUUCUACUCAUAAUACACCUCUCCCGAAACAUGCAAAUAAAUCCAAAACUCAACCUAACAAAAAUCCUUUAACUCCAACUUUACUUCCUCUAAACCAACUCAAGUUUCUCAUUCAAUGGAAAUUGACACUUUUAAACUAG